UUUUCUUUUUUUUUUCUUUUUCUAUUUCGCUUUUUCUUUUUUAUCUUUAUUUUUUCUUUUCUUUCUUCCCUUCCUUCUAUUUACUAUACUCUGUUACCAUUCCUAAUUAUGACUGUACCCGAAAGCCCUCUUGAAUCCUUCCUAUCUCGGCGACCUGAUGCCAAGGACCUUGUUGAUAAAAAUAUCCUUAAAGAUCCUCAUGUAGCUCCAGCUAUUCAACAACAACGUGAUGAAUUAUCAAAACGUAGAGUAGAGGAUUCUUUACGCCACAAAAUCUCUCACAGUCAUCGUCCUUCACCUGAAUCGUUAGUUCAACAAAAUAUUUUACAAAAUUUUGUUGUAGCACCUGCUUUCCAAAAACCUAUUUAUGAUACAGAAAAAAUUCAAGUGCAAAAAAAUUUGGAACAAAAGAUUGCUGACCGUCCAAGUAAAAAUACACUUUUGAAUCAAGGCAUUUUACAAGCUGAACAACUCUCUUGAAAUCUGCAUACUUGUUCUGUCAUAUAUCUGGAAAAGAAAGAUAUAAUCAAGUACCUUUACCUUUAUUUUUUUUUCUUCUUUUUAGUCUUAGUAGUUAAUAUGUUGAUGAUGAUUUAUGAAAAAUAAACAUUUGUUAUUAUUUGUGGAA
Molecule: messenger RNA, 628 nt
Organism: Halteromyces radiatus
Lineage: Eukaryota; Fungi; Mucoromycota; Mucoromycetes; Mucorales; Cunninghamellaceae
Exons: 5
Coding region: 109-480 (123 amino acids)
Source: RefSeq, a predicted model, not a curated record